This is a messenger RNA of Dimorphilus gyrociliatus, 1880 nucleotides long. NCBI's taxonomy places the organism in Eukaryota, Metazoa, Annelida, Polychaeta, Dinophilidae. The record is from the annotation of a GenBank genome assembly.
AUACGGCUAAUAGCUUUCAUCAAUACAUAAUCAGUUGGUUAAAAGCAGUAGACUUCUAUUAUUAUUAUUAUUACUCUUAUUAUUAGUUUCACCUAUCCAAGUUCGAACGUAGUUUGGUUUUUCAAUUUGACAGUGUAUGAAAAAACAUAACAUUGGAUUUCUCUAUUUUUUUAUAAUUUGAAUAAAAGGAUAAUACUUCAUUAAUAGUCAUUUUUCUCCCUCAACCCUCUUCGUUUCUUUUAUUUCUGGGAUUUUCUCAACUUUAUCUUAUACUGAACUCUUUCUCCUUGUCGUCUUUCACUCAGUUAUUCUUCAAAGUUCUCAAAUUAUACAUCAUUGGCUAUCUAAUCACCUGAUUUGGAUUUUUACAAUUUCAACGGGCCAUAAUUUUAAGUUCUAGUUUGAACAGCUAUAUUUUAAGUAGAGAAAUCAACAGAGAGAAAAGCCACUUUCACAAGCAGUAUUGCGUAAAGAAUCUGCUAACUACGUAAUUUUUUAAAAACGUGUGAGAGCUCAAGGGCAAAAGACAUGCAAGAUAUUUCUGUUAGAAGACCUCUUCCCCAACUAAGGAGACAGAUACAAAUUGAACCUGAAGUCAUUGUACCAAAACCAGUUAUUAAUAAAAGGAGCAGAGCCUACAUAUGCAGUCUUACUCAACUGACUAUAUCUAUUAUGGGUUUUGCUAUUGGCUUAGCAGCCUAUACGACGACGGAUAAUAUAAGAGCCGGAUCAUUUUGGCCCCAUAUAGCUAUGGGGUUAGCUACAAUUUUAUUUAUAGUUGGUUUAUCUUCUUAUCCAAAAGGGAAGGCAUGGUUAAUUGGGGGACUGGUAUUGAACGCUUUAGGCCUAAUUAUGGCUUUCAUCGGCGGAAUAGUCGACGGAGUAGAAGCCGGUCACGUGGCAACUACUGACUUUAACCAGUGCGCUUACGCUCUUCAAGGUGGAACUACCUUCUGUCAACAAACUCAACUAAUUAGCUCUUGCAAACUAACUAUUAAAGCUGAUACCUGCUUUUGCUGUUACGUACAUAGAAAGCAAAAAUGUGAAAAAACAGUUUCUUUAGCGACACAAUCUAGUGAAUAUCAGGGUGUGAAAUCUUGUGGUGAAAUUGAAGGUAGAUUUCAAUCCCUGCUAUGGGCUUCUAUGAUAUUAUGCAUUAUUAAUUUUAUGAUUGGAAUCGCUUCUAUGAUUUUAAUUAGUUAUUAUAAAUCUUCUUUACAGGUAAGAAAAUAAUAAUAAAAUGCUACUUUUAUUAGUAUUUAUCUACAUAGUUUACGUACAAUAAGUAAUGUAAAUAUUCAAUGUUUUCUCUAUUAAAAUUAUAGUCUGUGGUACCUGAUGAACAGAAUCGUAAUAAUAACAAUGGGAAUACACUGGAUGAUCAAAGCCAAUUGCCUAACUAUUAUCCAGAUACUCCAAUAUCUAUAAUAAAACCUCCAGAUUACGAAGAAGUAAUAGCAGAAAGCCAAAGUAGACGAAAUAGUUCUACUAAUGAUGGUGAAGGAAUAAAUCCAAGACAAUCCUGUAGCUCCUGUCACGGAUCUAACCCAAUUAAUCUCAUGCCACCCGUCCACAGCGAUCCCCCUCCUGCAUAUACUCCAUAACAAUUGAGAAAUAUACAUUAAAUCAAACGACGAUAGACAAAAACUAUUAAAAUAACAAUAUUUUUUUAUAACCAUUGAAUGCUCAAAAGUAAAUCAUCGGCAGAAUAUAUUAAAAAUAAAAAGGAAAAGAGAAAAGGUGGUGAUCGAUUACUUGUAAAAAAUUGAAUGUAUUUGUUUCUGGUUCGUUUUGUUUUUUUAAAAAAAAAAACAAAACAGAAUGAUAAAAGUCACUUUAAUUCUAUUUUAUUAUCAUUUAAUUUUUGCAAAUAAACGUUU